This is a messenger RNA of Chelmon rostratus (copperband butterflyfish), 3392 nucleotides long. RefSeq names its product succinate dehydrogenase complex, subunit A, flavoprotein (Fp) (gene sdha). Lineage: Eukaryota; Metazoa; Chordata; Actinopteri; Chaetodontiformes; Chaetodontidae. The record is from RefSeq and is a predicted model, not a curated record. Bases 56 to 2047 code for a protein of 663 amino acids. Gene Ontology annotation, molecular function: electron transfer activity; succinate dehydrogenase (quinone) activity; flavin adenine dinucleotide binding. The transcript has 15 exons. Gene Ontology annotation, biological process: mitochondrial electron transport, succinate to ubiquinone; tricarboxylic acid cycle.
CAACAGACUGGGUGAACCUCCGUCGUCCGUCUGAAUCGGUCCUUCAACUGACAACAUGGCGAGUGUCCGUGCUGCUUCCCGUCUCCUCUCCAAACGAGCAUUGUCUAAAACAAAGGCAGUCCCUGCUGCUGCAGUUCAGGGUUCCAGGAACUUUCAUUUCUCCAUCUAUGGCAAGAAGAAAAAUGCCAACGUAUCAGAUGAUAUCUCUACCCAGUACCCGGUUGUGGAUCACGAGUUUGAUGCUGUGGUAGUAGGAGCUGGAGGAGCAGGGCUCAGGGCAGCUUUUGGCCUGUCUGAGGCUGGCUUCAACACUGCCUGCGUCACCAAGCUCUUCCCCACCAGGUCCCACACUGUGGCUGCACAGGGUGGGAUCAAUGCAGCUCUGGGCAACAUGGAGCAGGAUGACUGGAGGUGGCAUUUUUAUGACACAGUAAAGGGAUCUGAUUGGCUUGGGGACCAGGACGCUAUCCACUACAUGACAGAGCAGGCUCCUGCAGCCGUAGUGGAGUUGGAGAACUUUGGCAUGCCGUUCAGCCGCACUGAAGAUGGGAAGAUCUACCAGAGGGCCUUCGGAGGUCAGAGUCUGAAGUAUGGAAAAGGAGGCCAGGCCCACCGCUGCUGCUGUGUAGCAGACAGGACAGGACACUCACUACUGCAUACACUCUAUGGAAGAUCGCUUCGUUAUGACACCAGUUACUUUGUGGAGUACUUUGCCCUCGACCUGCUAAUGGAAAAUGGAGAGUGUAAAGGAGUGAUUGCUCUCUGCAUGGAGGACGGAUCUAUUCACCGCUUCAGAGCCCAGAAUACUGUCAUUGCCACCGGGGGCUACGGAAGAACCUAUUUCAGCUGCACAUCUGCCCACACUAGUACUGGAGAUGGAAAUGCAAUGGUGACUAGAGCUGGCCUGCCCUGCCAGGAUUUGGAGUUUGUACAGUUCCAUCCCACUGGGAUCUAUGGAGCUGGCUGUCUAAUCACAGAGGGUUGCCGUGGUGAGGGAGGAAUCCUAAUAAACAGUGAGGGAGAGCGCUUCAUGGAACGCUACGCACCCAACGCCAAAGACCUGGCCUCCAGAGACGUGGUCUCCCGCUCUAUGACCAUAGAGAUCAGAGAGGGCAGGGGUGUUGGUCCAGAGAAGGACCACGUCUACCUGCAGCUUCACCACCUGCCUCCCCAGCAGCUGGCCACAAGGCUGCCUGGCAUCUCAGAGACGGCCAUGAUCUUUGCUGGAGUCGAUGUCACUAAAGAGCCUAUCCCUGUCCUGCCCACCGUUCAUUACAAUAUGGGUGGAGUACCCACAAACUACAAGGGACAGGUCAUCACUCAUGCCAAUGGGGAGGACAAGGUGGUUCCUGGACUGUAUGCUUGCGGUGAGGCAGCAUGUGCCAGUGUCCACGGUGCUAACCGGCUGGGUGCUAACUCUCUGCUGGACCUGGUGGUGUUUGGCAGAGCCUGCGCCCUCACCAUCGCAGAGGAGCACAAACCUGGAGAGAAACUGUCCCCUCUGCAGCCCAGUGCAGGAGAGGAGUCUGUCGCCAACCUGGACAAGCUGAGGUUUGCCAACGGAAAUACCAGAACCUCUGAGAUCAGGCUCAACAUGCAGAAGACCAUGCAGGCCCAUGCUGCAGUGUUCCGUACCGGCUCCGUUCUGAAGGAAGGAUGCGACAAGAUGGACGCCAUUUACCAGACCAUGGAUGACCUCAAGACCUUUGACAGAGGCAUUGUGUGGAACACAGACCUGGUGGAAACAUUGGAGCUGCAGAAUCUGAUGCUGAAUGCCGUCCAGACCAUCCACUCAGCUGAGCAGAGAAAGGAGAGCAGGGGCGCUCACGCCAGAGAGGACUUCAAGGACCGUGUGGAUGAGUACGACUACUCCAAGCCCCUGCAAGGUCAGGAGAAGAAGCCCUUCGAUCAGCACUGGAGGAAGCACACUUUGUCCUACGUUGACCCAAAGACUGGAAAGGUGACCCUGGAGUACCGCCGCGUCAUUGACAACUCUCUGGAUGAACAGGACUGUGCCCACGUCCCUCCUGCCAUCCGCUCCUACUAAGAAGAUCUCCUCUCCUCUUCUUUCCUCCCUCUCUCCCUCUCACAUCUGAUUCACUCAUUUAUUUACUAUGUAUGGAGAUGCUUUUCCUGUAAUAGAGAUGACAUUUUGGGACAAAAUAUCCUUAUGGUUGCACAUGUGUAUCCAUUUAGAAUACAUAAUACAAAAUUGUCUUGUCUUUAAACUUCAUCCCUUCCUGUCUGCUUCCUGUUCUUCUCUGUAGUGUUUUGCCUCGAUUUCAUCUGUUUCCAGCAGAUUGAUUUCAACUCGGCUCUUGUGACCUCUCACUCUGUGUGAGCUGGUCUUGUAUAUAUCAUAAGGCAUUCAAGACAAGUGGAUGACUUCAGCCUCCAGCUUAAGAACAAAAAAAUAGACAAAUCGUGUGUUGCUCUACUCAGGCUUGGGCUUUUUGUGAUGACACCAUGCUCUCAUUAGCUUGUCUUGCAUUGCAUUAAAUACUUAUAUUAUAACUUCUCUCCUUUGGCUGUCUGAAGUGAAGAGAUUGUUCAACCGAUUGUAACUUGAAAUGCACAUGGCGCCAUCAAGCCACAGAGGGAAGUUUUAAGUAUGUAAAUAUUGCAUUAAUGUACAAUAAAUAUGGCAAGCUAUACUGUAUGUACUUGUUGAAGCGUAAGGUAGACACUCACUCACUAUUGCCUUCAGUCUUGGAUAGUACUUACUUGUGACUCUUGUGAUACUUUAUGCAUGUGGUCCAACCUAUAAAGUGCAUCUUCAUCCAGCUCGUGUUCAGUAAAUUAUCAGCUGUUUGACCUAUUUGAGCUCAAGCUAUUUGUAAUUCUUCACUAUAAAUCCUAACCAAGCAAAGCAGCUUGAUCUGUGUUUCUAGUUAGCCACAUUAUGGUGUGUCAUCUGAUGGAACAGUGGCUUCUUCUUAAAAUUUGUCGUCACUGUUGUUUUCUCUGAAACUGAACACUGAGGAUGAAUUCAGUCAGCAAAGUACACAGCUGUUUGAGUUAUUUGGCUUUUUAGUUCACUGAUUAGUGUUCUUCCAGAAGUUUUAAAUUAAUUUCGAGCACCAACGUCAGUGGCAGCUCUUAAGUGCUUCAAGAGCAGCUGCUAUCAGAGUGCUUGCCAUCAAAACAACACAGCUGUGUGACAUGUGACCGAUGGGACAUCUUGUAACGUUUUCUGCCAGUACACAAAUGACUUUGAAGGUGCGCUUAGUGUUGUCACUGAAAGUAUGGAACAAGUUCACAUGCCAUGUUUCUUGUACGGAAACAUUGAAAGGGUGACUUAACUUAUUUGCCUGUUUGAAAGAAAGUUUUAAUUUUCUUCUGGUUUUGACAUUUGUACUUGUUUUCAUAUGUUAAAUAAAGUGUAGACUAUG